Messenger RNA from Hypomesus transpacificus, 1429 nucleotides. Its product is annotated as lecithin retinol acyltransferase-like. Gene Ontology annotation, biological process: retinol metabolic process. The transcript has 4 exons. The coding region runs from base 360 to 1064 and encodes 234 amino acids. NCBI's taxonomy places the organism in Eukaryota, Metazoa, Chordata, Actinopteri, Osmeriformes, Osmeridae. Gene Ontology annotation, molecular function: phosphatidylcholine-retinol O-acyltransferase activity. The record is from RefSeq and is a predicted model, not a curated record.
GACCAGGAGUUCAUUAACCAGGAGGUACCCAGGCAUUCUCCAUAGCGCACCAUGAUGGCACCUAACCUCUUAUCGGAUCCCAGGUCAGUUCUUACACUCUAAUCCCCAGCCAAGCUUUGCUAUAAGAGCCUAGAGGCUGGACCUACCAGACCACUCUCCACCUCUCCUCCGGUCCUCUCCACCUCUCCUCCAGUCCUCUCCACCUCUCCUCCGGUCCUCUCCACAUCUCCUCCAGUCCUCUCCAUCUAUCCUGCACUUUACUAUUCCACCCUCUCUUCUUCACUACUUUACCCUCUACUCCACUCCUCCCGUCCUCUCCACCUGUCCUCCAGUCUUCCUCUCCUCCUCCUCUCCGCACUAUGUUCCCUCUCUACUUCCUCGGACUCCUCUUCAUCGCGCCCCGGACGGACGACAAGAAAGAGGAGAGAGAGAGCGGGAAGGAGAGAGAGAGCGGGAAGGAGAGAGAAAGCAGGGCUAGGAGCGAGCGAGGGUCCACUGGGUUUGAUCGUGGGGACGUGCUGGAGGUGCCCCGGGCUGUGUUCACCCACUACGGGGUGUACCUGGGGGGGGGCAGGGUGGCACAUCUGGUACCAGACAUCCUGCCUGUCGUGUCUGACGACCUGCACGCCAUCACUCAGACCGUCUCCAACACCAGGUUCCUGCUGGGGAUACUGGCUAAGGUGGCGAGUGUCAGGGUGGACAAGGUGGAGGACUUUGCUUAUGGAUCAGAGAUCAUCGUCAACCGCACAGACAAGCUGGUUAGCCGCCCCCCCCUGCAGGGAGAGGAGGUGGCUCGCAGAGCAGAGAAGCUCGUGGGUCCAGCAGACUUCAGCCUGCUGUGGUGGAACUGUGAACACUACGCCAUGUACUGUCGCUACGCUAGCAGCAUGAGCUUCCAGAGCGCUCAGUUCUGCUUAACAGCGCGAAAAUACCUGUUGAGGCGGGCGAGCGCCUACCUGAGUGCAGCCCUAGGGGUGUUCCUGAUGGUCUACCUGGACGCGGUGUCCCUGUUCUCGGCAUUUGCCAUAUUCUUCGUCUCUAUAAACGUCUGGAUGGCCGUUUAGGAACUAGGCCUAUACUGAACGGUAACGGACCAACGGGUGUAGGAAAGAACAGAGUGAAAAAUAAUAAUACAGGAGUAAACGGUGUAGCCUGUAGAACGGUUAAUGAACUGUUUUGUGAUCUAAUAUUGUUUUCGUGGAGAGAGUUGUUCUUCACAAGGACAUUGUAUAGUCUCAUGGUAGGCUAAAUCCUUGACUCUAUACUGUUAGAACUAUGCACCUUGAUUCUUUUUUCUGUAUAUAAUUAACUCAGCCCGAUGCUCAGCCUGUGAAUUUGUGUAACGUCAACAUUAAAGACAGUGAAUUUUUUUUUUUUUUAUAAAAACAGAAAAAUUAACUAAAAAGUGAAUACAUUGUGUAAUGGACUG